UGUUCUCCACGCAUACGACGACUCCCUUUGAUCUUGGACAGCGAAUCUGAAGAAGCGAAAAAACACCAAAAUGUCUCCUAUAUCACAAACCCCCAAACUUGUAUUCCACCACCGGAUUGACUACGCUGUUCACACACUUUGCCGGACUUUUGCUACAGCUUCGAUCAAUUGUUUACCAAAGAAGAUGAGCCAAAAGGAAUACAACGCCGCAUAUUACCAGGCGAACAGAGAGAAACUCCACGAGCUAAACGCACGGUGGCGCGCCAACAACAAGGAAAAGCUAGCCAAGUAUCAAAUGCAAUGGUAUCGCAACCUAGAAAGCAGGGGUCCCGAAGUUGUGGAGCGCUGCUUGCGCCGAGCUCGUGAAAGGGUCGCAGCAAUACGUGCGGACCCCGUGAAACGGCAGAAAAUAGCAGAGGCAUAUAAAUUACGUUAUGCGACUGGCCCCUACAGACCAGGGAUCCUCAUGAGAAGCUGGGUGUUGAAUUGCAGCGAUCUAGACGCGUUCCGGUGGAAAACUCACACGCCAAUCAUUCACGCUCAGGCGGUUCGUCAGACUUGUGCAUCAUGCGGCAAGUCCAAUCGUCGAGGAUCACGACUUUGGUGGAGGCGACACCAGGAAACGAGCUCGGCAGAUCUUGAGCUCUAUGACUGUCAUAGCUGCUACACGAAAGAUAUAAAAGCUGCCAUGCCUAUGGGCUUCGAGGGCCAUGUUUGGGGCUUUGGUGCGACUCCCAAGCCAUGAGAGCGUUCUCACUAUCGAGAGCAGGACAGAAGGUCUUCAAUCCACCAUAGGCUGAUGGAUACAAUUUCGACACAUUCAGAAACAAGCAGUCAUCUGGAAGCAGGCGGAAAUUUGUAUGAACAAGUGGUUGCACGAAUCGACAGUUCUGGAUAGCCUAGUCUUGUGGUGAAACCAUGUCAGAUGGUGGUAGGAGCUGCAUCGAAGCAUAAAGCAAUUCAGGUUACGAAUGAGGAAGGGGUAAAGCAAGUAGUGCUC
Molecule: messenger RNA, 1000 nt
Organism: Aureobasidium subglaciale EXF-2481
Lineage: Eukaryota; Fungi; Ascomycota; Dothideomycetes; Dothideales; Saccotheciaceae
Exons: 1
Coding region: 71-745 (224 amino acids)
Source: RefSeq, a predicted model, not a curated record